AUGAUGGCACGUGUCAAGCGUGAGGGAAUGGCGGCCGUGAUCAAUCGACAGCGACGACGAGUUGGAGAUGCCAACUUACCCGCCGCUCUCGUUCGGAUGCACGCGGUGGCACGCACCGAGCAGAUCCCAGUCAUGCUACGCGAUGUGUAUCGGGACCAGACCGACGUCGCACUUCCUAGCUUACUAACAAAGCAGUUUGGUCUUGCACGACGACAAGCUGUGCCACGAGUGCUGAGCAACAUGUUGAAUAGAUUGCACGUGGAGGCUGUACCAGCUCUUCUCGGACGGCAGAUUGAGACUCAACAGACCAAUUUUGUGCCUCGAACACUUGCCUCUUUGAACAUCAAAAUGCAGCGAGUCGUACCAUUUGUGCUACGUGCCAUCAAGAACGAGAUCGUGGCGCGUGACGUAGCCACUAACCAGGCGACGAUUGAUAACGCAAAGCUAGCAGUGAUUAAUCUGUGGAGACAACAAGGAAGUUCACCGACAGACUUGGACGCUUGGAUUGAUGACAGCCCCACUAACCAAGAACGAACGGGGUUUGAGCUAUUACCGGCAACGUCAUCACUAGAACUGAGUUUGGAGGCUGCGACUCUGUUGCUAGGCUCGCGUCCGUCGAAUCUCCGCUUUUUACUCGUAGACUACGACUCCGUUCAAACCGCGACCGAUGGGCUUGAUGGCCCUCAAACAACAGCAACAGGUUUUGCGAUCUGGAAGCAGGUUGUGGCGCUAAAUGAGACGGCCAUCGACUGUGUUAUCGAAGGCGUUAACAAUGAUGUGGCAUUUGCAGCAGAUUACCUCACACGAGAGCAACUGAUGGCGAUCCGAGACUACAUCAUCGUCUGGGCUCAGAGUGGGAUUGUGCAGCGUGACAGACAGCGAUACUGGCGAAACGCCUUUGCCAAACGCACUAUUAGCAGCGAUAGGAGUGACCCAGAGGUGGAUUUGGAUCUCGAACGGGUAGGCAUUCAAGCAGGUUUCAGCCUUCAGCCAUUGUCGACGUCUUCCGGUGGAACGACCGUGAGUGCUGACGUUGCACAGCAAGUUUGGAACUCGUCGUCGACCAAUUUUUCUUUUGUGGACCCUGCAGGUUUCACGAAGUGGUUGGGCAUAGUGGAUGGCUCAACGACAGCGUCGACUUCGGGACUGCUAGCAGGUGUUACGGGGAUUACGAGUGCCGAGGUAUCUGCUAUUUUGACGUGGAUUAAGGCCUUACUAGACGACGGAUUCAUUCGACGUCGAGCUUUACGGCAUUGGGCCGAUGGAACCUGCACGACUGUGAUGCAUUUGACGCGCCACAAUGGCUGCUUGCGAUACGAUUUAGAGCCCAAUACCGACGGCUUGCAACUAGGUUUCGAAAUGAACCCAGAGGCUGUGGCUGAACUCGGAUCUGGAAUAUCAGAGAAUGCUCGAAACGUGCUAUGGGACGUCACGGAAGGCGUCUCCUUCUUACGUCCGGUCCAUUCUUCUGAUACAAAAUACUACGCUGGGUGGGUACGAGCCAUUCGGACGAGUAACUACGCACGUCUGAUCGAUGACUCCCAGCAGCUUACAACACUCGCUGUAACGGGAGUUAGUGCUCAAGCAAUUGGGAGAUGGCUCAGGAGCUGGGCUCACAACGAGCUAUACAAGUUCACAGUGUACUAUUGGUGGCUACGAAGUACCUGCUGGCCACGUGUGGAGCUCAGUGAAACUCAAGUCGGUUCUGCUACUGUGACGACGGGAGAACUGGAGUGCAAAGAGACAUCGACCGAGCAAGAACAAUCCACAGCAGCGACAAGUGCUAACGUGUCUCCAUUCUUCACGGAUGUGAGGACGUAUCAAGUGACCGAAGUUACGUGUACUACCACAGGACCUACCUUUACGAAGACCCAGACGAUCUAUACACGUCAAGCUCGUGUAUUUUCCUGUGAUAUGGUGUCGACGAGUUUAGCGGACGACCAAGAUGAUGGAACGGUGGGGUUUGAACUCGCUCCUAUGGCUCAGAAUGACGCAGAGCGGAUUAGUCUCGCUGCCGCAAUCUCACUAUGGAAUCCUGUCAACGAACUAUCAUUCCGCAAUACUCAAGGAUACGAGAAGUGGGUCCGCUUAGCUACGCAUAUCAGUGAAGGAACUAACGUAGUUGCGGCUGAAACACAAGCGGUUGCUGAUGCAGUGAACGAUGCGAUUGCUCGAACAUGUGAGGAUAGUAUGAAAGGUGGAGGAUCAAGUUCUGGGGUUUUCAACGUGACGUUGAUCGAUACGAGCUGCACACAGGUGACGAGGGCUCAUGUGACUAAAAUUGCGGCUUGGGCGAAAGAGCAGAGUAGCUCUCAGUGGGUAAAGAAUAGUCUGCUCGAUCAAUGGCGACGAGGUGGUGCUGGUGAAUUGGACAUUGAACCAUAUCGCGAUGGUCUUCAAAGUGGACUUGAACUCACGACUGGCUGCGAGACAACUCUGUUUUCAUUGAGUGCGAGUGAAUGCUCGGCUAUCACCAGUGGGAAUGGCGCACAAUAUGAAGUCCCUCGUGAAGCCCUUGACCUGUGGGAUGCAACUCAUGCUGCUUCUAUUCUAUCCACUAAAGGUUAUGCAUUGUGGGAAGCAUUGGCUGUGGCCGUAGCAGGUAAUGACGGAACAAGUAAGGACUCUGCGCAGAAAGAGAUAGCGAAACUUUGUAGCUCCUCCUGGGAAAUCUGGAUGGAGCGAGUAUUCCAGUGGCUUCAGCGAUGGAAAUCGAAUGAGCAUCUGGAGCGCGAUGUGCUGGGUCAUUGGCUCUAUGCUCGUUGUCCAACUACACCGACAACUGACACCAUAUCGGAGCCCGCACCUCAAACUUCCACGGUCUCUUCCUGUACAGAGUCAUACACUUAUACACUCUCCCCGGGUCUAGAUGAGAUCCAACGCAGUGCUUCACGGCCAGUUUCCUUCUUUAAUGCGAAUAUCACCCAAGAGGCAGCACUUAUCCAACCUACAAAAACUGUCGAUGUGACCGAAGUUUGGACAAAAUGUGUAGCCCUGACACCGUCUAGUUUCACCCAAACUGUAAGAACUCGGCAGAGCAGGAAAAAGUACCAAGUGUGUAAUUUACUCAGCCUUAACCAAACCACACCCGUCGAUAUCUCUAUCGAAGCAGCUCAAGUAAUAUGGGACGCUCAAUCAGACUUCAGUCUCCUCGCUUCCGACUCGUUCUUUAAGAAAUGGUAUCCAGCAAUCGAUCGGUCCACCGCGCUCCUGACGGUUCAAAGUGACUUGGAUACUCUAGCUGACAGCUCUACUCCUAGCGAUUUGUCAGUGCUCUACAGGAAAGGAUUUUACAAGGGAGCGGUGAAUUCACUGACUUUACCAACCUUGGCGCAGGCGAAGAAGCUGUGGAACACUGCGAGCGUGUACUCAAUAGUUAAAAGGGAUGUUGCUGUUGACGACGCUGGACUUCCCACAGGAUUCCGAGCCUGGGAGGAAAUGUACGAAGGGAUGGACUAUGAGGCCGAGCACUUGGUUGCCCAAUAUUCGCUUACCGAGCAAGUCAUCCAACCAGCUACGAUGGCGCAUACGCUGAACGAGCAAGAGCGAGCUCAGUUACUGGCAGCGAUGGUCGCUGAAACUUCUCUGUCAGAGGCUCAAAUUCGAGGCGUUGCUCGCUGGUUAUUCCAUUGGGCCACAGAUGACUCUCUGCGAGAUUUUGUGCUUUUCCAAUGGGCCACAGGUGACACUUUCCGAGGCGAUUCCGAGCUGCGGUUGGACUUCGGGUCUCACCUGGAACGUCUUUAUUCCUUUCCCGUCACGUCAGAGAUGAGUCUAGCGUCACUCAGGAAACUAUGGGAUGUUGCGACCACUGGAUCCUUACUGAACCCUGCGAGUCGAAUUCUUUGGUGUCUGAUCAACGUGACUGGUAGCGGUGGGGAUGUGAGGACGCCGUGCGCUCAUCUCUUGGAUGGCUACGGAGUUCUACAAACCACCGCUUUCGAUGAAUUCGUGGCACUGGUACAACCUUCAAUUCCCACUAGUCCUAUCAAUCGGGCAACGGCAGAUCUGUCAGUAUUGGCGCUUUCCUUUUUGAAACACGCACUUGGAUUGGUAGUCGACAAUCUCCUGGUCAUCGCGAAGUGGUAUCGGGAAGUGCCUGAUUCGUCGCUGUUUUUCCAGGUGUAUCAGCUAAACGAGUGGAGCGCAUCACGUACAGCAGCAUCCGAAGACCCGCUGGCGUUUGGCUAUGACUUAGCGUUUGUGCUCCCCUGGAAUACUGCAAUCGCUAGAAGCGUAUCUGUAUACGAUCUCGUCGCGAACGUGGCCUACGUGGGUGCCGGUAAAACAGAGAAGACAGUCGGAGAGUGCGGGAACUCCUUGUCACUACUUUAUACGCUGUGGGACGUCUCCAAUCCGUCGUCAUUUCUCCAUCCAACAGGAGUAUUAUCAUGGCUUUCAUAUGCACGUGGAGAAAUCGAUGAAGCAGAGCUAAUUGGUUCCACUAAUCCAUCAGCAAAAGUGACCAAGGACCAGCAGUUGGCAGACUCCACAGUCUCGUGCUUGUGCCAGAUUGUUGGACACUGGCUCCAGUCUUGGUCAAGUCACCCGAGUGCUCGUCUGUUUAUUGAAGAGUUUUGGAUCGCACCGCUCACCCAAGGCUCAGGGUCGAUAGCUCAUUUACUUCCAAGUGCGACUGACAUGGCUAAGGCAUUUCCCUUAAGCAAAUUGAAGCCGGAUGGCCAGGUAAAUGCCCCAGUCUUUGCUAGCACAACGGAGUGGUGGGUUGCUGCAGCUCGAAUUCUACUUGAUGUCUCGGAGUCUGUAGCGUUAACUAACCCCGGAAAGGGGUUUGCAAUGUGGACAACGCUACUGGUCGACUGCUUUUCAGCGGAUCGGGCAAUAAAAGUACUAUCGCGCUCCCUCCAGGGGCGUAUGGUUGCUGUAUCCAGCACAUUAUCAGGCGUAAGCGACGAUGUCCUGCUAGCCUAUACGGUAUCCAUGAUUCAGGAGCAGAUUGUGCCCUGGUUGAUAGCGUUAUUGGAUCACAAAGUGCUGGAGAAGUAUAUUCUGGAGCGUGUACGCCUUGCUAACGAUGACACGGACAACACCAUUGCUCCUUUGACCUUCGUGGAUUUAGCUGCAAUUCAAUUCGUUAACGGUAGUGUCACGGGAGCCAAUUACUCUGUCCGCGACGGCAGUACUGGACGCCUCCUUCUGAAUGACAGUGGAAGUCGAUCCGAACGCUUCCCACUUGAGGAAUUUGUUUUUGACGCCCAGAAUGGCGUCGUCGUACAGCAAACGAGCACCUUCCUCCCUGGCUUCGCUGAGCUACGCUCGUUCUGCACUGAAAGUUGCCAAGACCGUCAGUUUUUGUACGAUCACGAUAUCGAGUGCAGGUUUGGUACCGACUACACACUUUUAAUGAGUGAUGCCCGCAACCUUUGGACUGCGUUCGGUUAUGAUGAUAACACGUUGUGGAGUUGGCCUAAGCUCAAUAUCUCUGGUAGUGCGUUGGAAAGUGGAGUACCUCCCCCUUCUGCACUACCGAAAACUACUCGACGUGCGCUACUAUUGGAUGCAUUCCUAGCUCAACCGUUCGAGACAAUAGAACGGUGUGUAGCUGUGAUGGAGACUGUCGUCGAAGCCUUCGAUAGUGACUGGAGUGCUCAAGAGAAACAAUUGAUCUGUGUGGACAGAACGGGAGAGGCUGAUGUUGGACCCAAUGCAGUGUACUUACAGCUUCCUGGACUACAAAGUAUGUACGACAAGCCUGUAAGCUUCGUACGGGAUCUUCAGUCUUACCUGCGAUAUGUAGCUACCAAGUUUGGAUAUGAACCAAAUAUCCUCGGGCUGCCUCCCAGGCCUGCCCGUAAGAAAGGAUCUCUCUCGUCAUCGUUAGCUUACCCUACAGGGGGAUAUUUUGCAGCUUCAAUGAUAUCCCAGAUUCUAUUCGCUUCGCCACCAAGCGAAGAAGGCCAAUCCUCCGGUAAAACUCCAUUGUGGGCCAACUCAACUGCAACUGAGCGUGGAGCCUCAAUGUUUGAACUCGUAGCUGCAUUGGAAGAUAACGCUGCACUGUACAGGAAAGGCAAGAGCGUCGUGGGUCGUCUACUAGCGGUGGAUAGCUCUACACUCAUGAACGCAUGGGGUGAAAGCGUGGAGCUCAGCGGGGUUCGAGUGACGGAUGGGUCCCAGUUUACAACUGCUGUACUUACGGGUCAUGGUGAAAACUCGGCCAAGUCGGUCGAAUUUCCACCUCAGAAGCUCUACUUUUAUUGGGGGUACGCUCGUCGUGUGGCUCAGAUCUCAUUCGACAGCAUCACAACUCGCUUUGGCGCAUCAACGAUGCGCUACGUGAUGAACUGGACGUUGUUGCCAUCGGGACUCCCGAGUGGAAUUGUGUCUUCAUCGGCACUGACCUCCCCCAGUCUCAAUAUGAGUUUCCUCUACGAUGAUCUGCCACUGACACUGCAAAGUAGCUCGUCCUCGAACGCGUCGUCGUCCGUGUUUGAUGUCGAUCUUCAGACGGGUGUAGUAGUGCAUCGCCGGCUCGUGUGGCAGCUCACGGCCCACAUUGGAGAUCGCCAUGUGCUUGAUGCCUGGCAUAGUGAUUUAGCUGUAGGAUGGCUCCCGAUGGUAUGGAUCGAGGAAGAGGCAGGGAUCCAAGACGUUGUCCUUACUAGGAUUCGCUGGAGGCGCUUGUGUUAUAGCUGUCGGAUGCCUGUUGGGGUACAUUUCUAUUCAUCGAGCACGCUUGAUUCGCCUCCUUUCCAUCGUCCCUGA
Messenger RNA from Phytophthora infestans T30-4, 6726 nucleotides. RefSeq lists its product as uncharacterized. The transcript is spliced from 7 exons. NCBI's taxonomy places the organism in Eukaryota, Oomycota, Peronosporomycetes, Peronosporales, Peronosporaceae. The record is from RefSeq and is a predicted model, not a curated record. Bases 1 to 6726 code for a protein of 2241 amino acids.